GUGAAGAAUGAACAGAGCAAGUAAUCCAUGUAAGUUGCAAUGAACAGCGGUUAUGUUUUUCAAUGGAAAGCGAUAUAACGACAAUGGCGGCAAUGUCUCCGUCGAAGCGGAGAUUACAGAAAGAAUUAAUGUCUUUAAUACGUGAACCACCACCAGGCGUACAUGUAGAUGAAGAUCUUGCUGGUCAAAAUUUAACACAAUGGAUUGUUCACAUGGAAGGUGCAAAAGGCACUUUGUAUGAAGGGGAACGAUUUCAACUGCAAUUCAAAUUUAGUUCUAAAUAUCCAUUUGAUUCGCCAGAAGUAACUUUCAUAGGUGGAAAUAUACCAGUGCAUCCUCAUGUGUAUAGCAAUGGUCAUAUAUGCUUAUCCAUUCUAACUGAUGAUUGGUCUCCAGCUUUAAGCGUGCAAAGUGUUUGUUUAAGUAUUGUAUCAAUGUUAAGCAGUUGUAAAGAAAAGAAGAGGCCACCUGACAAUUUAUUUUAUGUGAGAACAUGUAAUAAAAAUCCCAAAAAAACAAAGUGGUGGUAUCAUGAUGACAGUGUGUAACAGCAACUGCUAAAAUCGUUAACAACUUGUCAAUGUGCAGUUAUUGCUGGACCAAGUGGAAUGACAUUUUUUGUGUUUUAAAGUAAUUAUUAAAAUUUCAUAGAUGAAAUUGCUAAAAUAACUUCAUCACGUAUUUAAAAUAUUAGGUGCAUAAGUUAGAGAAAAAGCAAAGGCUAUUACUUAUUAUUGCAAUAAAGAAGUGAUGUAAAAUGUGUGAAUCAAAUAAUCCAGUUAUAAAUUAUUACGAGGUUACUAAAAAUAGUACAUGUUAUCCCACAGUUGAACAGAAGAAAGAAAUUACAAAA
Osmia lignaria (orchard mason bee) is the source of this 853-nucleotide messenger RNA. Its product is annotated as ubiquitin-conjugating enzyme E2 W. The record is from RefSeq and is a predicted model, not a curated record. NCBI's taxonomy places the organism in Eukaryota, Metazoa, Arthropoda, Insecta, Hymenoptera, Megachilidae.